AUGAAAGCAAGUAUAAUGGAAGAGAAUGGCGUAGUGAAGUCGGAUCAGCUUAGCUCUACAAUGGAACAACUUGUGUCAGGUGUGCGGACUGCGGAGGGUGGAGGCGGGGAAAGAAGAAUAAUUAACAUGGAUGAUAUUUUGGCACCAGAUUGUUGCACACCGCUUUCUUCUGUAAGCGUGCUUGAGGAUGUGCCAGAUGGUGGUGAGGCGUAUUCAUCGGGAUCUAUGGGAGGAGGGGAUGAUAACAACAAGGGUAAACAGCUGCCUUUAUUAUCUAGAAGACUAGAGGAAACGGAGAUUACGGCGCUCUCUGGAGCACUUGCAGGGUUUAUAUCCGGGAUUAUUGUUUGUCCAUUAGAUGUAGCGAAGACAAGGUUACAAGCUCAAGGGUUGCUUUCUAAUUCAAGGUAUUACAGUGGGAUUUUGGGUACGCUUAGUAGGAUAGUGAAGGACGAGAGUUAUAGAGGUCUUUACAAAGGGUUGGUUCCUAUAGUUUUAGGAUAUUUUCCUACAUGGAUGAUAUACUUUUCGAUAUAUGAAAGAUGUAAGAAACGUUAUCCCGCUGUCUUCAUGAAUGAUUUUAUGGCGAACUCUGCGUCUGCGUUGACCGCAGGGGCGAUUACCACUGCAUUGACAAAUCCGAUAUGGGUUGUUAAAACAAGAUUGAUGAUUCAGUCGAACAAAAAGUAUUUUUCUGUGUACUAUAACGGUACAUUGGAUGCGUUCAGAAAGAUGUAUCGAUUAGAGGGUUUAAAAGUAUUCUAUUCUGGUCUUGUGCCCUCACUCUUUGGGCUUUUCCACGUUGCAAUUCAUUUCCCUGUCUAUGAACAGUUAAAGUGCUGGUUGCACUAUAACGCACCGACUACAGGUGAUCUGGAUCAGUUGGGCCACAACCUGCAUCUAGGUCGCUUGAUUGUUGCAUCAUGUAUAUCAAAAAUGGUUGCCAGCACAAUUACUUAUCCACAUGAAAUAUUGAGAACCAGAAUGCAGAUCAGAGCAACAGGGUUGCAUUCUGGGGUUCUUAGUAUGAUUUCCAAGCUUUACGUAAAUGAAGGUUUCAUCGGCUUUUAUUCAGGCUUCACCACGAACAUAGCCAGAACACUCCCUACGUCCGCUGUAACAUUAGUUUCUUUCGAGUACUUCCGCAAAUAUAUCAGGUUGUGGAACAAUACUCUUCAGUCAUGA
Eremothecium cymbalariae DBVPG#7215 is the source of this 1185-nucleotide messenger RNA. RefSeq names its product NAD+ transporter (gene YIA6). Bases 1 to 1185 code for a protein of 394 amino acids. The transcript has a single exon. Gene Ontology annotation, molecular function: NAD transmembrane transporter activity. The record is from RefSeq and is a predicted model, not a curated record. Gene Ontology annotation, biological process: NAD transmembrane transport. NCBI's taxonomy places the organism in Eukaryota, Fungi, Ascomycota, Saccharomycetes, Saccharomycetales, Saccharomycetaceae.